GGGCGGGGCUCUGCGUUAAGGUCCCGCCCCCAGGCCCUCCCCUUCUUCCUCGGCCGCCUCGAGGGGUGCGUGUCUGUGAGGAGGGGCCCAGGCUGGGGAGGAGGGGCGGAGGGCGUCCUCAGAGCUCCUCCCCUAGUUCUUCCGAGGGGGCAACUGAGGCCCCAGGUCAAGUGACGUGUCCAAGGUCAGAUAGGGAAUCCGGGCCCGAGGCGGGACUGCAACCCGGACCCUCAGCUCCCCGCGCACACGCGAGGCGGGGAGGGGGGAAACAGGCCGAGAGCCGGGAAGAGCGGUGCCGGGUCAUAGAGCGCGUCCCCGGAGAUGCCGGUGUGGGGAAAGAGGAAGAUACCGGGGGCUAGGCGGACCACUGCCUGCCUGUGACCCCCUCGCCCUACUUCUUCCUAUCACAGUGCUUGCCCUCCUCAGGUUUGGGGCGUGGGGGGCAUGAACCCCCCCGGGGGAAGAAGGGCCCGGAGGCCCCGAGAGCAGGACCCGGAUGUGCGGCUCUCCAAGGCUCUGUCCUAUGCCCUGCGCCACGGGGCCGUUAAGAUGGGGCUGCCCAUGGGCUCAGGACCCCUCUCGCCCCCUUGCAGACGGCUUCGUGCCCUUGGACGCCCUCCUCCGGCUGGCCCAGUUCCGGGACUUCUCCGAGGAGGACGUGCGCCGGGUGGUCAGAACCAACGCCAAGCAGCGGUUCGCCCUGCGCCCCGGCCCCCCGGGCGGCUGCGCCUCCAUCCGGGCCAACCAGGGCCACUCCCUGCAGGUGGCCGACCUGGAGCUGACCCCCCUCAGCGCCCCCCAAGACCUGCCUCCCGUUCUGGUCCACGGGACCUACCGGCGCCACUGGCGCUCCAUCCGGCGGGAGGGGCUGUCUCGGCGUGGGAGAACCCACAUCCACCUGUGCGCCAGCCUGCCCGGGGAGACCCACGCUCUCAGCGGGAUGCGCCCGGACUGCGAGGUGGCCGUGUUCAUCGACGGGCCCUCGGCCCUGGCUGAUGGAAUCCCCUUCUUCUGCUCGGCUAACGGGGUGAUCCUGACUCCGGGGGACGCCAGGGGCUUCCUGCCUCCCAAGUACUUCAAGGAAGCCCUGCAGCUGGGCUCCCCAAGGAGGCCUCUCCCUCUGGAUGAAGAGGAGACAGAGGGUCAGAGCAGUCACCAGGACCCCUCAGCCAACACUUGAGGAAAGAGCUUGGGGAGUGUUCAACCACGAAAUAUUUAUUUAUAAGAUGACAAAUAAAAACACAGAAAACCUCGUG
Molecule: messenger RNA, 1256 nt
Organism: Antechinus flavipes (yellow-footed antechinus)
Lineage: Eukaryota; Metazoa; Chordata; Mammalia; Dasyuromorphia; Dasyuridae
Gene: TRPT1
Product: tRNA phosphotransferase 1
Exons: 9
Coding region: 497-1180 (227 amino acids)
Biological process (GO): tRNA splicing, via endonucleolytic cleavage and ligation
Molecular function (GO): tRNA 2'-phosphotransferase activity
Source: RefSeq, a predicted model, not a curated record